ACUAUGCAAGUGGGACAAAAAAGAAAUUUUUUGAACAUACAAGUGCUUAGACUGACGUAUAUAAGAAAUGUUGGAGUUUUCUACUAGCAUUGGGUAUUAUGGCACGAUCCUUACAACGCAGUCUGGUCGACAAGAACAAAAUGCAGCCAGCGCGUCGUAUGUCCUUCUGGGGGAUUUGUGUUGAAGAGAAACGGCUCGCCUAUUUUCAUUUUAAGUUAUCGUAGUUUGUAUUGAAAGUAACUACAUAUAAAUGACGUCUGGAGCAAGGCACAGUUGUAUGUUACAUUUUGUUUCAGGCGACAGGUGAGCGUUCAGCUAACGUGCAUUGUCUGAACAAUCGGUGUGCUUGCUGUGAUGACGCGAUGUUUUAUGAGACAACGUAUCUGCCGGGCUUCAAUUUUUGUUCAAGUAAAUUGCCAGAUUCUAAUAAAUUUGAAAUGUAACAAAACAAUUGAGGAAACCUUUAAGGUGAUACAUGAGCCGCCGACGUCGGAGAAAAGCAACAACGUAGGGAAGAAAGACGACACCGCUCUGACCAAUGGAAGGCGCAGAUGCACAAAACGCUAGCUUCCCUAUAAGGGCUCAGUAUCUUGUGGAAUAGAAAAAUUCGCGAUCGGUGCUCCAACAUUAAGAACUAAUUCUCUUCAGCCACACUGAGUAACACUGCAAAAAAAAAAAAAACCAAGACCCACAACAUCAUUACUGCAGUGAAAGCCAUUAAGCUACAUAAUUCCGCUUGAGCUCUUUUUGGCUGGAAAAGAAACCUGAGGCGACCGAAAGCUUACGCGUCUCACUUGUCAGAAUCGACGAAUACUGUCUACUGCAUUUAGCGUAAAGGAAAGUCGAACAGCCGGUAGCGAAGAAGCAUGACAGCAGGCCGCUCAAGAAUGCCAGAAAUGCGCCCAAAAAUAUCUGUUGAAAAGAGAGAAAUGGGAGUUUCUUGGAGAAAAAAAACAGAACGCUGAUUAGUACGUCUAAAGAAAGCCGUCUUACCUGUCUCCACUUGAAGCGAGACAGCAAGCCGUCGGUGGCAGUUCGGGCUCGAACUCCGUCCUUGGGGACUCCCGCGGCUGAAACAGCCUGCCUUAGCCGCCUGGCAGCCAAACUGGGAGAACGCUACACGUCCACGUGACCGUAGGCCGUUGCACCGUGAGGGGCCCCCCUUCACCAGGUGAAAAAAGCAGACUUGGAAGUGACGGGCAGCAGGCCUGAAGCACCAAAAAGAAAACACGUUAAGAGGGUGAGAAAGUCUCGAAAAAAGGCGCUGCCCUGUUAGCGGUAGCUGCCGGCGGUGAGUCAGGGGAGCCUCGCGAGCGCGCGCGAACGCGUACAUAUUUCUGGCCAUAGGUAUUUUUGGUGGGUGAACGGCGCCGGGGGCGAGGGUGGCCAGCUCGGAUUUCCCGAAGCCUCGGGGCUUGCCACCCUUUUAACGCGUCGGCAGCAGACUCGAGCCGUCAGUACCGACCCGAGCGAACCGUGGUGCUCCUCGCUCCUCACUCCUCGACGAACCCGGCGACAUGGACAGCUACUCGGCGCUCGAAGCAGCUCGUGCCGUCACGAACGGCCUGACCAACGGAGUAGCCAACGAAGAUGGCCCUUUGGUCAACGGUGCUGCGGCUCCCGCCAGGAAGCCCAAGGGCGUGGCCACGGCCGGCGACGCGCUGCUCCAGGACUCCUUCUACCCGCUCCAGAAGGGACCCUACAUCUCGCCAAACUACCGGCUCAGCGCCGAGAGCAAGCGGCUCGUACGCCAGGCCCAGGAGCCCGUGCUCGCCUCCAGCCCGGCCACUGUGCACCUCAUCUAUGAAGUAGGCCUCGAGACGAGCCAUAGCUUCUGAUACUACUGCUGCGUGUGCCUGUGCUUUGUGGCAUCAUCGCUUGGCUAACCACUCUGGAUUUACAGGGCAGCCAAGGCCGUGCCGCGAGUUCGGCCUGCGAGGCUAGCCCGACGCCCGUGUGCUUUGUCGUGGUUUGGAUGGCUCCUCAUCGGCUGUGCCUAAAGCAUGCUUCUGUGGUGCCGUUUGGCACCGCAGCGCUUGUUCCCGCUGUGGAACAGGUGGCGAGCUUUUUCUGUUGGUUGUAGAUGGGGGAAUUUUCGCGGGGAGUGGCGGGGACGCUAUCGUCCCAUGCGCAAGGACUACGCAAGUGUGGUUGCUUCUGCGAAGGCCGCCCCUUUCUCUGGCUUCUGUGUCACAUGGUGUGG
Messenger RNA from Dermacentor andersoni, 2203 nucleotides. RefSeq lists its product as uncharacterized. The record is from RefSeq and is a predicted model, not a curated record. NCBI's taxonomy places the organism in Eukaryota, Metazoa, Arthropoda, Arachnida, Ixodida, Ixodidae.